CGAGUUCGUAGCAAUGUGUUCUUCAACUAUUUCUUCACCAUCAUCAUCAACAACAUCGAGAAAUACCGCCAACACUUAUUCCUCAAGUAUUGACUGCAACUUAGAUUGCGAGUUGUACAAUACAUUCCUACACUUUGGUGGUCCCGGAGAAAUGACUCUCCUCGAGCCACGUGAGGAGUGCGGGUGUCGCCCUAGAAGUCGCUCUUGUACGAGAUUCCAACGUGAGCCUCGUAGAUCUUCAUAUAGGGUUGGUUCUGAUGACGAAACCACUGCUACUUGUAUUUCAUCUUCACAAAUAGAUCACAAGGAGUUCACUACUGUUAUGAUACAUAAUUUACAACCACACGUUAAUGUCAACUACCUCGAGAAAGUACUGCAAGAAGCUGGUUUCGAGGGCGCCUUUGAUUUCCUGUAUGUCCCCCUGAAUUUCAAGACUCAUGAAGCUGUUGGUUUCGCCUUCAUCAAUUUUGCUGAUGAGGUUUACGCUCAGAAGAUGGUCGACGGUUUCAAUGGUUUGGUUAUCAAUGGUCACUUGCCGUUAGCUGUCGAGCCAGCCAAGAAUCAGGGCCUUCAAACUCAAAUCGAUCAUCUCAGAGAGAGCCCAGUGAACGCUGCUGAUGAAGAGUUCAGACCGAAGUUAUUCGAAUUGGGUUCGGGUCGAUCAUUGGAAUUCCCCGCUCCUACCAACCCUCGCCCCCCGCGUCGGUCUCAUCGUCAUCGACGUCGUGUAAGAGAAUAUGUACCGCAAAAAGCGAGGCAAGUUGAAGUCUGCGACCCGUAUGCUCAGACUCAUUUAAAGUACAGUAUGGCUCUUGGAGACCUCCUAUUGUGAGACUGUUGUGGUCAUCGUGUUGAUUCUAUAUACCGUUGGUGCAUCUGCUGCAAAAUACGAUGCCUGUGAAAGUCGGCAACACCUAUUCUUAGGAGAGCUCUGGCCCCAUAGUAUAAUUUCAUUUUGUUGUUGUUGUUGCUAAUGUUUGCGUUUCGCGUAGCUGUUUAGUGUUAUCAAGCUGUUACCAACCUAUUCAAUAGUCUUGGUUGUUGAUAGUAACGACGCUGUCGACCUUCUGUACUGCAAAAGCUCGUAAGGAGGUAUUUAUCGGGCUCUUUCUGUAUUCAACACUCUCUUGGUUACAUUACUACUGCUGUUGUUAACGUACUCUGCAGUA
Perkinsus marinus ATCC 50983 is the source of this 1169-nucleotide messenger RNA. RefSeq lists its product as hypothetical. Gene Ontology annotation, molecular function: RNA binding. The record is from RefSeq and is a predicted model, not a curated record. The coding region runs from base 14 to 832 and encodes 272 amino acids. The transcript has a single exon. Lineage: Eukaryota; Perkinsozoa; Perkinsida; Perkinsidae.